UGGGCGGUGAAGCUAAUGUGACGUAUUUAACUUUCGAUGGACUCAUGGAAUUGCACAAGUACAGGUAUCUUUACUUUGUGAGCAUACUCACUGUGUAUAUUUUGAUAAUCUGGGUAAUUCUACCAUUGUGUACCUGAUCUGGAUGCACAGAAACCUCCACAAGCCCAUGUAUGUUUUCAUUGCAGCGUUGCUCGUGAACUCUGUCGUUUUCAGCACCGCCAUGUACCCUAAGCUGCUGGUCGACUUUUUACUUGAAAAACAGACCAUCACAUAUUCAGCAUGUCUCUUUCAGUUUUUUUUGUUUUACUCAGUCGGGGGUUCUGAAUUCUUUCUGUUGGCAGCCAUGGCCUAUGACAGGUAUGUGUCUAUAUGCAAACCUCUGAAAUACCCGACUCUCAUGGGAAGAACCACCAUUAGAGUUUUGCUGGGCUUAGCCUGGUUUGUUCCUGCUCUUCAGCUCGCUGUCUCAGUAAUCCUGAGCUCUGAAAGAAAACUCUGCAAACUGACUCUGAAUGGCAUUUUCUGCAACAAUGCAAUUUACAGUCUGCACUGUGUGAGAUCCAGCAUUCACUCUGUAAUUGGUGUCGUUUGCCUGGUAAACAUUGUGCUUUUCCCUCUGCUGUUCAUACUGUUCACCUACACCAGAAUACUGAUAAUAUCCUCCCGCAGCAGCAGGGAAGUCAGGCAGAAAGCUGCACAGACCUGUCUACCUCACCUGCUGGUUCUAAUCAGCUUCUCCUGUUUGUGCUCGUACGACGUCGUCGCAGUUCGACUGGGAUCAGAUUUUCCAAAAACCGUACGUUUGAUCAUGACUUUACAGGUGAUUUUGUAUCAUCCUCUGUUCAAUCCAAUUAUUUAUGGAGUGAAAAUGAAAGAAAUCUCUAAACACCUGAGAAAGUUGCUUUGUCAGGGCAAAGUCACAAGUUGAGUUUGUUUGCAAUAAA
Messenger RNA from Amphiprion ocellaris (clown anemonefish), 944 nucleotides. RefSeq names its product olfactory receptor 6N2-like. Gene Ontology annotation, biological process: G protein-coupled receptor signaling pathway. Lineage: Eukaryota; Metazoa; Chordata; Actinopteri; Pomacentridae. Gene Ontology annotation, cellular component: membrane. The record is from RefSeq and is a predicted model, not a curated record. Bases 143 to 928 code for a protein of 261 amino acids. The transcript has a single exon. Gene Ontology annotation, molecular function: G protein-coupled receptor activity; olfactory receptor activity.